Molecule: messenger RNA, 705 nt
Organism: Paramecium primaurelia
Lineage: Eukaryota; Ciliophora; Oligohymenophorea; Peniculida; Parameciidae
Source: the annotation of a GenBank genome assembly
AUGAAUAAAAAUACCAAUACAUAGUAAUAUUUAUUAAGAUUAAUAGCGAUACUCUUAUAAAAGUUGUGAUAGUAGGGAAUUGCAAUGUUGGAAAAUCAUGUAUAUUAAUGAGAUAUUCUGAAAAUUAUUUUACAUCACAAUAUUAUAAUACUAUUGGUGUAGAUUUUGUAUAAAUAGAUUAUAUUUAGAGAAAACUAGAGUAAUUAAAAUAGGGAAUUAAGAUGUUAAAUUGUAAAUUGUAUUUAUAUAAAAUAAUUAAAGUGGGACACAGCAGGAUAAGAAAGAUUUAAAGCAUUGACAAAUAAUUAUUAUAGAGAUGCCCAUGGAGUUGUGAUUGUUUAUGAUGUGACUGAAAGAUCUACAUUUGAUGCAGUAGAUAGUUGGAUUGAAGAUAUAGACAAGUAUUGAUAUACUUAAGCAAUUAAAAAAAGGUUUGGGAGAAAAACAGUUUAAAAAUUAAUAGUUGGCAAUAAGGCUGAUAUACCGAAUAAAAGAAAAAUAAGUAAACAGGAGGGUUAAGAGAAAGCCAAAUAAUUUAAUGCUUAAUUUUUAGAAACAUCAGCUAAAACAUCUGAAAAUGUAGAUAGAUUAUUUAUUUCAAUUUGUGAGUAAGUCAUGAAUAUGAAAUAGUAAUAACCUUACAAUUAAAAUAAUAAUCUUAAUCAAUAAUAAUAGAAUUAACCUAAUGGUGGAGGGUGUUGUUGA